Vanessa tameamea is the source of this 817-nucleotide messenger RNA. It is a transcript of the gene thoc7, whose product is annotated as THO complex subunit 7 homolog. Gene Ontology annotation, biological process: mRNA processing; mRNA export from nucleus. NCBI's taxonomy places the organism in Eukaryota, Metazoa, Arthropoda, Insecta, Lepidoptera, Nymphalidae. The transcript has 3 exons. The record is from RefSeq and is a predicted model, not a curated record. Gene Ontology annotation, cellular component: THO complex part of transcription export complex. Bases 163 to 768 code for a protein of 201 amino acids.
UCAUUAUAGCAUAUUGACAUAAAAUGAAAGCUUUUUAAUGUUUGAUUUGAAAUAAGUGUAACAGAAUUUCAAAGAGUACGCUAUUUUGUAGAUUAAAAUUCUACUGCCUACAAAACUUAGUGAUAUAGCUGCUUUAAGUUAAAUUCAAUUUAUUUUAACAAAAUGGGUGAUGAGGAUGUAAUACGCAGAAGGCUUCUCAUAGAUGGUGACGGAACAGGAGACGAUCGCCGUCUUAAUGUUUUGCUAAAAACAUUAAUAAAAUGGUGUAACAGUUCAGAUGAAAAAUCGGAAGAGAGUAAAUCAACUCAAUAUGAUAGAAUGUUGGCUCAACUUGCUCAAUGUGAAUUUGCUGUAACAAAAUCUCAACUGGGCUCUGAAAUGAUGGCUGCAGAACUUCAAAGCUACGAAUCAUUAUCGAAAAUUCUAGAAAAUGGCAUAGAAAUAGCGAAAGACAAUAUAGAAAAAAGUAAAGCUGAUUUAGCUCAUGCAAAAACGGUGCGAAAGAAUCGUAUUGAGUAUGAUGUAUUAGCGAAGGUAAUAAGUGAACAGCCAGACCGGAAAGAAACCUUGGAGCGUCUCGGCACACUGAAAACAGAAUUGAGCAGUCUUGAAACAACAAAACAACAGCUCGAAAGUCGAUUGUCGUUGAGGAAGAAACAAUUCCACGUGCUUGUUACAUCGAUACAUCAGUUGCAAGCAUUGUUAGACGAACCGGAUGAUUUGGAAUCUAUUUCCGACGAUGUCGAAAUGAAGGACAUUGUCAAUUGAUUUAGCUGUUAAGAAACCUAUUUUUGAUAAUAAACAAUUUUGGAUAUUU